GACCGCCUCCCUCCCGUCUGGCGGCUGGUUAGCCAGAAGGCGGGGCUUCGCGACUCGGCGGGGCGUGGCCAGGCGAUGGCGACCGCGGAUCCCGACGGGCAUGCUGCGCCCUCUAUCCCGGGACCCCGGCCCAGCGGGACGGGAGCUGCGGGGCUGCCCUCCGGGCGAAGCGGCAUUGGAGCCCCCCGGUUGGGAGAGCGGAUCCCGGCGGCUGUGGAGAAGCGGGGCCCGUACAUGGUGGCGCGUGCGCCUUCCAUUCAGGCCAAGCUGAAGAAACACCGGGACCUGGCCAAGGCGGUUCUGCGGAGAAAAGGCAUGCUGGGGGCCGCGCCGAACCGCCCCGACUCUUCAGGGAAAAGGUCAGUGAAGUUUAACAAGGGCUACACCGCUCUUAGUCAGAGUCCAGAUGAAAACCUGGUGUCCCUCGACUCUGACAGUGAUGGAGAGCUGGAAUCCAGAUACUCCUCCGGGUAUUCCUCUGCAGAGCAGGUGAACCAGGAUGUGAGCCGGCAGCUGCUCCAGGACGGGUAUCACUUGGAUGAGAUUCCAGAUGAUGAGGACUUGGACCUAAUUCCCCCCAAGCCUAUGACCUCAACAUGCUCCUGCUGCUGGUGCUGUCUUGGGGCCUCUUCGUCCUGUACCCUCCAGUAGACAUAACCCUCUAGGACAGGUCCUGCUCACCAUGCCUGCAGAGUCCUAUUGACCCUGCGUUGGUCACAGAGUGCAGUGGGAACCCACUGCUGUCAACCCCAGGAUCACUGGAGACACUGACCCUCUGGGAAAGGCAGUGACUGCAGUUACCCCAAACCUGGUGCUUCUCAGGCCAGAGGCCCCCAUCUGGGUCAUAGGGUGACAGGUGGAAUUCUGCAGUUCUCUGCUGUUGGAGUAGCAUUUGGAGAAACUGCUUUAAUAAGGGCAGGAACACAGGAAUUCUGUUUCUUAUGCUGAGGGACAAAAUUGGUGAAGAGAAACUUGCAGACUU
Molecule: messenger RNA, 982 nt
Organism: Bubalus bubalis (water buffalo)
Lineage: Eukaryota; Metazoa; Chordata; Mammalia; Artiodactyla; Bovidae
Gene: FAM219B
Product: family with sequence similarity 219 member B
Exons: 5
Coding region: 76-651 (191 amino acids)
Source: RefSeq, a predicted model, not a curated record